Coccinella septempunctata (seven-spotted ladybird) is the source of this 1815-nucleotide messenger RNA. Its product is annotated as chitinase-like protein 3. Bases 65 to 1717 code for a protein of 550 amino acids. Gene Ontology annotation, biological process: chitin catabolic process; carbohydrate metabolic process. The transcript has 9 exons. Gene Ontology annotation, cellular component: extracellular region. The record is from RefSeq and is a predicted model, not a curated record. Gene Ontology annotation, molecular function: chitin binding; chitinase activity. Lineage: Eukaryota; Metazoa; Arthropoda; Insecta; Coleoptera; Coccinellidae.
ACCUAAUAUAAAUUGAUAUUGUGCUCCGAAUUUUCUCCAGUAGAUAUUUUAGACUGGUUUCAACAUGUUGAUGAGAUCAUUCUUAUUUUUGGGGUUAUUGUGUAGUUUUCUUUAUUUGGUAGAGCCCAAAACUGAUAGAGUAAUUUGUUACUAUGGAAGCUGGGCCAACUAUAGGAAUGGAAAUGGUAAAUAUACAGCUGAAAACAUAGACGCCAAUCUAUGUACCCAUGUCAUCUAUACAUUCCUUGGAAUCGAGAACGAUGGCAGAUUGAAAAUACUGGACCCAUGGCUUGAAUUAGACCUAAGAAACCUGGAACGGUUCAACUCCUUGAAAAAGCAGAAUACAAACUUGAAGACUCUUAUAGCUGUUGGAGGAUGGAAUGAGGGUUCAGUGAAAUACUCUGCAGUUGCAAGCGAUCCUUUGAAGAGGGCUACUUUGAUCGAUAGUGCAAUAAAUAUCUUAGAAACCUAUGGUUUCGAUGGCUUCGAUAUUGACUGGGAAUAUCCAGCUCAAAGAGGAGGAUCUGCUGCUGAUAAACAAAAUUUCGCCAUCUUACUGAAGGAAUUUAGAGAAGCUUUUGACAAACGAGGUUUCAUUUUAACAGCAGCUGUAGCAGCAGCCUCUUCAUCAGUAGAUAUUUCAUAUGAUGUUCCUGCGUUAUCGAAAUAUCUGGACUCUAUUAACGUUAUGGCUUAUGACCUACAUGGAGCAUAUGAUGGUGUAACAGGUGCUAAUGCUCCUUUGUAUCCUUCCAGUGUAGACAUUAGUCCGAGUGCUAAAGCACUCACUGUUGAUGCUUCGAUUCGUGGAUGGAUUGCAAGAGGUGCGGAUCCUCAGAAAAUCUCAAUGGGUCUUCCAUUGUACGGUAGAACUUUCACCCUUUCCAAUCCAAGUUUGAAUGGCGUUGGCGCUCCAGCAAGCGUUGGAGGAAAACCAGGGCCUUACACUCAAGAAACAGGAAUGCUGGGGUACUUGGAGAUCUGCGAAUUACAAAGACAAGGAGGUUGGACUGUGAAUUGGGAUGAUAAUACCAAAACCCCAUACGCUUAUAAAGGCGACCAGUGGAUAGGAUAUGAUAAUGCUGAAUCUAUCAGGUUGAAGGUGGAAUAUGCAAAAUCUCUCAAUUUAGGAGGUACGAUGAUAUGGUCCUUAGAAACAGCCGACUUCAGUGGAGUCUGUGGUGAUAAAUACCCAAUAUUAACAGUCAUCAAGAACGCACUGAGUGAAAAUGUUUCAACAACAACGCCUUUACCUGAUCCAACACCAUGUAAUCCUCAAAGUUGUCCACCUGCACCACAACCAGAUGAGGAUUCGAAAAAAUCGGAUAAUAAAUCAAAAGAAUCUGAAGUGACAGAAAAAUCUGAUACUCCUGAAGAUUCAAAACAAAAAUCCAAGGAUUCUAAAGAAGAUUCAAAAUCUAGUGAUGAAUCCAAAGAAUCGAAAAGUUCGAGUUCAUCGGAAUCGGAACAAGAUUCCAAAGAAGAUGAAUCCAAAAAGUCGAAAGAUUCAAGCUCUUCGGAAUCAAGAGAAGAUGAUGAAUCUGUUUGUAGGAAGGAGGGAAUAUUCAGGGACCAAAAAGAUUGUUCCACAUUUUAUUACUGUAUAGCCGAUUUGGACGGAAUUCGAAAAGUUGAUCUUAAAUGCUCAGAGGGCCUUGCUUUCGAUUCUAGAUUCGAAACUUGUAAUUUCAAGAGCUUGGUUGAUUGUGGUGCCUGAAUAUGCUUUUUGAUCAUGUUUCGAGAUUGAAUGUUGUUAAUAACAUUGUUUAUAUUUUUUUUGUUAUUGAAGGAAUAUACGAAAUCGAUUGUAAUGAA